AUGUGCGGCAUUGGCUUGCAUCGAGCAAAGUCGUCGAUGGCCUCGUUGCCUUGGCUACAAACGGAUCAGCGUGCCGCGCUGCGAUCGGACGCACUGCCGGUCCUGGCUCGCCUCGUUCCGCAGCUGGAGCAGUUGGAUCUCUCGGGCGCGCUGCGAAUCGGCGGCGGAGAGCUGGAGUCUCUGCUGGCGAGCGCGAGCUCGCUCAAGUCGCUGAGCCUGGCGCGGGUGCCUGGAGUGACAGACGCAGCCCUCGAGGCGCUGGUUUCCGCUGCGAGCGGGAGCCUGACUGCCAUCGACCUUUUCGACUGCCGCAAGAUCACCGACGCCGGGUUGAGCGCGCUGGCGCAGUGCACGCAGCUGCAGUCGGUGGUCCUCGCCGGGUGCCUGGAUGUGACGGUGACCGGCCUGGCGGCGCUUGCUGAUGGCGCGCCCGGCAUUACCACGCUCUCGCUCGCCGGCCUGCUGCAUCUCUCGGACAGCGAUGUGCUGGAGACGCUCGGCCCGCGGCUGGCGGCGCUGACCUCGCUCGACGUCCGGUUCUGCCGCUCCAUCGAGCUUCGCCACGACAUGGGCGAGCUGUACGAGGCGCUUGCAGCGUCGCGUGCGUAG
This is a messenger RNA of Thecamonas trahens ATCC 50062, 609 nucleotides long. RefSeq lists its product as uncharacterized. The coding region runs from base 1 to 609 and encodes 202 amino acids. Gene Ontology annotation, biological process: SCF-dependent proteasomal ubiquitin-dependent protein catabolic process. The record is from RefSeq and is a predicted model, not a curated record. Lineage: Eukaryota; Apusomonadida; Apusomonadidae. The transcript is spliced from 2 exons. Gene Ontology annotation, cellular component: SCF ubiquitin ligase complex. Gene Ontology annotation, molecular function: protein binding.